This is a messenger RNA of Lagopus leucura (white-tailed ptarmigan), 2748 nucleotides long. It is a transcript of the gene HDC, whose product is annotated as histidine decarboxylase. Bases 494 to 2491 code for a protein of 665 amino acids. NCBI's taxonomy places the organism in Eukaryota, Metazoa, Chordata, Aves, Galliformes, Phasianidae. The transcript has 13 exons. Gene Ontology annotation, biological process: histamine biosynthetic process; L-histidine catabolic process. Gene Ontology annotation, molecular function: pyridoxal phosphate binding; histidine decarboxylase activity. The record is from RefSeq and is a predicted model, not a curated record.
GUCCUACUUCUCUUUUUUCCCAGGACUGCCUGAUAUCAGUGUAGAGCAAAUCAGUUGCUUCUGCUGAAGACGGUUAGCGCUCCACAUCGAAGUGUCAAAGAUUCUGCUGCCAAAGACAGCUCUUCAGCUCCUUCUCUUGCAUGAUUCUGAUGUUAAUGUGUCCAUUAUAUCCAUGAUGGAUUACUGCGUGUCUUCUGAAAGGUGCUUGCAAAACAAGAAAGAAUUGGAGUCAAGACAGCUCAUCUCACAGAUGUGUUAUCUUAUACAUCAAAAGAGCACAGAUGAGAAUGUACAAGAGACUGUAAAAGCCCUCCAUUGGGAGGAGUUAGAUAAACACUCACCAGUAACCUGCCUGCGUUAAACCUUGUGCGCAAGUCUGAGAUAAAGAGCACUAUAAAGGGUGAGCAGCUAGCAGGGCACCAGACUGGUCUGCCCACAACUCUCUGAGAGGUUGCAGGUCAAGUGUGCAGAGGUGCUCCUAGGAGGAAUCAGCAUGGAACCUGAGGAGUACAGACGGAGAGGGAAAGACAUGGUGGAUUACAUUUGCCAGUACCUGAGCAAUGUGAGAGAGAGACGAGUGACUCCUGAUGUACAACCAGGUUACAUGAAAGCUCAGUUGCCAGAUUCUGCCCCAAUGGACCCAGAUAGCUGGGACAACAUCUUUGGAGAUAUAGAGAAAAUCAUUAUGCCUGGGGUGGUUCAUUGGCAAAGUCCACACAUGCAUGCCUACUUCCCAGCUCUUACUUCUUGGCCUUCGCUGCUUGGAGAUAUGCUGGCAGAUGCAAUUAACUGCUUGGGAUUCACCUGGGCCUCCAGUCCCGCCUGUACAGAACUGGAAAUGAAUGUGAUGGACUGGCUGGCUAAAAUGCUGGGACUUCCAGAUAAAUUCCUGCAUCACCAUCCUGAUAGUGUGGGCGGAGGAGUAUUACAGAGCACCGUGAGUGAAUCAACCUUGGUUGCGCUCCUGGCAGCACGGAAAAACAAAAUUCUGGAGAUGAAGCUUUCUGAGCCAGACGCUGACGAGUCCUCACUCAAUUCUCGUCUCAUUGCUUACGCAUCUGAUCAAGCACAUUCUUCUGUGGAAAAGGCUGGCUUGAUUUCUCUUGUGAAGAUGAAAUUUCUGCCUGUGGAUGAGAACUUUUCCCUUAGAGGUGAAACUUUGAAGAAAGCCAUAGCAGAAGACAGAAAGAAAGGCCUAGUGCCCGUCUUUGUUUGUGCAACUUUGGGUACAACUGGUGUCUGUGCUUUUGACAGUCUCUCUGAGCUGGGUCCAAUUUGUGGUGCUGAGGGACUCUGGCUUCAUAUUGAUGCUGCAUAUGCAGGAACAGCAUUUCUGUGUCCUGAAUUUCGAUUGUUCUUGGAUGGAAUUGAGUAUGCGGAUUCCUUCACUUUUAACCCUUCUAAAUGGAUGAUGGUUCAUUUUGACUGCACAGGAUUUUGGGUUAAGGAUAAAUACAAGCUACAUCAAACCUUCAGUGUUAACCCUGUCUAUCUCCGACAUCCCAAUUCAGGAGCUGCUGUUGAUUUCAUGCACUGGCAAAUUCCACUGAGUCGUCGAUUUCGUUCUUUGAAGCUGUGGUUUGUGAUUCGGUCAUUUGGGGUGAAAAAGCUUCAAGCUCAUGUUCGGCAUGGCACUGAAACAGCCAAAUUCUUUGAAUCUUUGGUAAGAAGUGAUCCACUGUUUGAAAUUCCUGCCAAGAGACAUCUUGGACUGGUUGUGUUUCGUUUAAAGGGUCCCAACUGGCUGACAGAAAAACUCCUGAAGGAACUGAGCAGUUCUGGCAGGCUCUUCCUUAUUCCAGCAACCGUUCGUGAUAAGUUCAUCAUCCGCUUUACUGUAACAUCUCAGUUCACAACCAGGGAAGAUAUUCUGCAAGACUGGAACAUCAUUCAACACACUGCAGCCCAAAUCAUUAGCCAGCAUAAUGAAUUGCAUCACGUCAGUUCUGGUGAUGAGGCAAAAAUCCCUAAUCCAAUAUCUGAGCCUAGUUCUAGUGUCAUUAGUCAUGCUUCUCAGCUCUAUAUAGAAGAAGGAAAAUACAAAAUACCUUCCAGAAAAAUAGUAGGUCAGCCCAAAAAGCUAGAAAUGAGUCCCAGUACAUGUGUGAUCAGUCAGCAAGUGGAAGGUCAAGGGGAUCUAGAUGAUUGUUUUCCAGAAGAUGUACAAGAUGUUACCAAACAUAAGUUAACCUCUUUCUUAUUCAGUUAUUUGUCUGUUGAAGGCAAGAAAAAGACAGCACGUUCGCUUAGCUGCAACAGUGUGCCAGUGACUGAUGUUCUUGAGCAAUGUAAUCCUAAGGCAACAGAUACUGACAAGAAGAAGCCUCAUGCAAAUGCCAGAAUUCUUUCCAGGCUGCCUGAAGAGGUGAUGAUGCUCAAAAAAAGUGCCUUCAAAAAAUUAAUUAAGUUCUACAGUGUCCCGAGCUUUCCAGAGUGCAGCAUUCAGUGUGGUCUUCAGCUGCCUUGUUGCCCCCUGCAAGCCAUCGUUUAACAAGUAAAAGAGAUUGGUGCUUAAGAGCUGUCUAGGUAGAAAGAGAACCAAAGUUUGCUUAUUCAUAUGCAAUACUACAUGUGAUUUUCUUCAAUAUGCAUAUUGUGGUAACAACCUCUGAGAAAAUUCCUGUGCUUUUAUUGGUGGAAAACUGUGUGUAUUUAUAGAUUAAAGUGUCAAAUAAACCUUGUAGACAUAUAACGUGAAACUUUGGUUUGUAGACUGUGGUAAAGAAAAUGCUAACUUCUGCUUUAUAG